AUGUUUCAUUUUCUAUUGGUUGGGUUCAUGAUGUUGGCUUUCCUUCUGAUUCGCCGGCAAUGGAGAUCUGCCGUGGUGAGGAGAGAGGAGGUUGUUCGUCUAAUCGCUUUAGCCACCGAAGAAUCUUAUGUGGCGGAGGAAGAGGAGGUUCGAGCCACUGUUGAUUACGCGUCCUCCGUUUCGGAUGUUCAUCGCUGCGCUGUGUGUCUCUACCCAACCACUACUCGCUGCGCUCAGUGCAAAUCCGUCCGUUACUGUUCAAGCAAGUGUCAGAUUCGUCAUUGGCGACGAGGUCACAAGGAUGAAUGUCGAUCGCCUUCUCUUCCUGAAUAUGAUGGAGAAAAGGACAAGUCUUUUCAAUCUCAUGAAGGUUUUGAUGAGAGCAACGAGAGGAUGAAUAGUGAUGGCGUGUCUGUUGAUGUUUCCUUCGACAUGUCUAGAAGUAGGCCUAGUGUUCAGAAGGUACAAGCGAGAUCUGAAGCUGUGGAUUUCACGUCUUCUUUAAACAGAAAAGAUAAUUUCUAUGAGACGAGGCCAUUGAGUAGGAAGAAAUCACUUAACCGCACAGAGAAGGUUGAAUCGUCGAGAAAGUAUUCCAAAGUCAAGACUGAUGUACUUGCUGAUGCAGAGCCGCAAAGAAUUGGUGAUCAAAAUUUGCGUAGGUCAGGUGGUGAUUCGGCUGAGAUGUCAAUUCCGGAUAAACUUUUGUCAGUUGAGUAUGAAGGAGAAAUGAAAGGACUUGGACAUGGAAAAAGUACUACAUCUGAACCUUCUGGUGCUUCUGCUGCAAUGUCGUCUUCAACUAUUCCCUUACCUUCAAAAGCUAAUAGUAAGCCAAAAGUGUCACAAGCUUCAAGUAGUGGACUGAAAACAUCUGUGCAGAAAGUUGUUCAGCAUUUUAGACCCCCAAAGUCGUCAAAACUAUCUCAACCUGAAGGAGAAAUGAAUCAGAUGAGCUUCUCUUAUGAGAUGUUUGUGAAACUUUAUUGUGAUAGAGUAGAAUUACAACCAUUUGGCCUUGUGAACUUGGGCAACAGCUGUUAUGCAAAUGCUGUUCUUCAGUGCUUGGCAUUCACUCGGCCGCUGAUGUCUUACCUAACUAGGGGCGUACAUUCUAAAGCGUGUCGAAAGAAGAGUUGGUGUUUUGUUUGUGAGUUCGAAUUCUUGAUUUUGAAGUCAAGGGUAGGAGAAUCUCCUCUCUCACCUAUCAAGAUCUUGUCAAGAUUACAGAAGAUUGGGAAGCAUCUUGGCCCUGGAAAGGAAGAGGACGCCCACGAAUUCUUAAGGUGUGCUGUUGAUACAAUGCAAUCUGUAUUUCUCAAAGAAGCUGAUGCAACUGGCCCGUUUGCUGAAGAAACUACUUUAGUAGGCCUUACUUUUGGUGGUUAUCUUCACUCCAAGAUUAAAUGCAUGAAAUGCCUCCACAAGUCUGAGCGAUCAGAGGUGAUGAUGGACCUAACUGUUGAGAUUGGUGGGGAUAUAGGAAGCCUGGAAGACGCACUUGCUCAAUUUACAGCCUAUGAAGUCCUAGAUGGAGAGAAUCUGUACUUCUGUGGCAGAUGUAAAUCUUACCAGAAAGCCAGAAAGAAAUUGAUGAUACUAGAAGGACCCAAUAUUCUUACUGUUGUGUUGAAACGUUUUCAGUCUGAUAACUUUGGGAAGCUGAGUAAACCCAUCCGUUUUCCCGAGCUUCUCGAUAUAAGCCCGUAUAUGAGCAACCCUGGGGAUCAUCAUCCUGUGUAUAGUCUCUACGCAGUGGUGGUCCAUUUAGAUGCUAUGAGCACUUCAUUUUCAGGACAUUAUGUUUGCUACAUAAAGACCCUUCAUGGAGAUUGGUUCAAGAUUGAUGACAGCAGUGUGUUCCCGGUUCAAUUAGAGACUGUGUUAUUAGAGGGAGCAUACAUGCUUCUGUAUGCAAGAGAUUCUCCGAGAGCGGUGAGCAAGAACGGUGGUGGUCGGAAAUCAAAGGAAAGAAGGAGUUUGGCUGCGAUUCCGUCAAGGCACGACGACAAGAAGAAGAAACAGAGAGACAGCAGUAGAAGUAGUAGUUUGUUGCCACGUGUGGAUUCGUCGAGUGGAAGUUUAUCGUCAAUGUUUAGCUCCUCGGAGACGACAAGCUCAUGCAGCACAAAAGACUCUUCAGGCAUUGAGAACUUUUCUGAUUACUUGUUUGGUGGUGUUGAACCGGUUUGGAACCGGGAUCCUCAUGAUUCAUCUGCUCAAACGUUUAUUUGA
Messenger RNA from Microthlaspi erraticum, 2235 nucleotides. NCBI's taxonomy places the organism in Eukaryota, Viridiplantae, Streptophyta, Magnoliopsida, Brassicales, Brassicaceae. The record is from the annotation of a GenBank genome assembly.